Molecule: messenger RNA, 3482 nt
Organism: Helicoverpa zea (corn earworm)
Lineage: Eukaryota; Metazoa; Arthropoda; Insecta; Lepidoptera; Noctuidae
Gene: Mat89Ba
Product: nucleolar protein 6
Exons: 14
Coding region: 89-3442 (1117 amino acids)
Biological process (GO): rRNA processing; tRNA export from nucleus
Cellular component (GO): UTP-C complex; small-subunit processome; CURI complex
Source: RefSeq, a predicted model, not a curated record
GAUUGCGCAUGCUGUUUAUACUUUUAUAACCUAUUUCAAAUUAAUAAUUUUGAUUGUUUUUAAGUGAUUUAAGUUUUAUGUAUUAAAAAUGGUUAAGAAGAACCCAAAAUCAUCUAUUUCUGAAGACGACACAGAGGCUUCAAUCGUCAAUGAGAAUGGAAAGCGGUCCGCAGAAGACCAAAACAAAGAUGGGGCAAAGCGAGUAAGAACCAAAAGCUUAUACCGUCAGCCAACAGUGAACGAGUUAAACAGACUACAGGAGACAGAAAACUUGUUCAACUCUAAUCUUUUUCGCUUACAAAUCGAUGAAAUCAUCCAAGAAGUCAAAAUAAAGGAGAAAACUGAAAAGAGGUUCCAACAGUUCUUCACAGAAUUAAAAAAUCAUUUGCUGUCUAUACCUCAAGAUGGUACGGAUUACGAUUUGUCUGAAGAGACCCUUGCUAAGAAACUGAAAGUAAAAUUACCAAUAAGUGAGAAGUUGAGUAAAACAAAAUGUGUUUUCAAGUUCCACAAGUUCUCUAAUGUGGAAAUUGUUGGUUCAUAUGCUUUGGGGUGCUCUAUUAAUUCCAAACUGGUAGUAGACUUACAAAUAGCAGUUCCCAGUGAAACAUACACUAAGAAUGACUCUGUAAACUACAGAUAUCAUAAGAAGAGGGCAGCAUACUUAGCUUAUAUAGCAUCCCAUUUAUCUAAAUUCCAAUCCAUUGAAGAAUUACAAUACUCAUACAUUAACGAUUCUGAAACUAAGCCAGUGUUAGAUUUCAAGCCUACUGGGAAACUUGGCAACCACUUAAAAGUCCGUAUCAACUUAGUAUGUGAAAGUGAAGCAUAUAAGUUGCAUCGAUUCAGUCCGGAGCGUAACAACUUGAGAGAGGCAUGGUUGUUCAACCAAAACUCAGAAAAUGCAACCGAAGUUGGUCCACCGACACCGUAUUAUAACAGCAGUGUAUUAUCUGACUUGACGGCUACAGAAAAUCAAGAAUUCUUGAAUGAAACUCUGCAAAGGAGUGAGAAUUUAAAGCAAGCAGUUACGUUGCUAAAGAUUUGGUUGCGACAAAGAAAUCUGAACGUGUCUGGUCAUAUUGUUGCUCUGCUUGUUGCGUAUUAUGUACAGACUAAGAGAAUAAACAAUAUUAUGAGCAGUUAUCAAAUUGUUAGGAAUGUAUGGAUUGCACUCAAAGCAUCAGAACUAGACACAAAAGGCAUUUCCCUCCACAAGGGCGAAGGGCCACCAUCCCUCGAGGAGUUCCACAAACACUUUCCCGUAGUAUUCACCGAUAAGACAGGGUACUACAACAUUUGUUGGCAAAUGUGCCGCGGUACUUACAAUGCGUUGAAGAGAGAGUGUGCGCUUGCUGUUGAAAUGUUGGACAAUGGGAAAAUUAACAGCUUUAUUCCGCUGUUUAUGACGCCUGUUAAGCCUUUGUUGAAGUUUGAUCAUAUGUUGAGAUUCAAAAACCUCAAAAAGUUAAAAGAGGCACUCCUAUCGAAAACAUCCAAGGAGGUUAAACUCAACUAUGGCGUAGAACAGUUGUACCUCAUUACUGACGUGCUAUACAACCUUCUUGCUAAAGGUCUUGGUAAUAGAGUGGAUUUGAUACAGCAGUUAGUUGAGGCUGAUUUCUCGUGGCCUGUUAACAGUAGCUUGGAUAAGGCGAGGAGUGGGUUUGAAGAAAACCUAUCUUUUGGGUUUGUAUUGAACCCAGAAAAUUCAAUAAAUGUGGUAGAAAAAGGACCGCCUGCUAACUUGCCUGAAGCUGAAGAGUUUAGAGCAUUCUGGGGCGAUAAGUCAGAGCUGCGUCGGUUCCAAGACGGCUCCAUCACGGAGACAUGCGUGUGGGAGGGGGAGACCAUGACCGAGAGACGUACUGUCACCAAACAGAUCAUUGACUACCUGCUCAAACUUAAGUUUGCCAUUCCCCCCUCGGCCACCUACCACGUAUCGGCCCAGUUGUCAAGCGUACUGGCCCGCAAGCAAUGGGCGAGUUCACACGUGCUGUACUCCGACGACAGCUCGCUGUCAGUGCUGCAGGCGUUUGACGCUCUGCGCAGAGACCUGAGGCAGCUCACCCAGCUGCCGCUUGAUAUUAGUGCUGUUUAUGGAGUAUCAUCAGUGUUCAGCUACUGCAACCCCCUCCCCGCGCUGCCGCACCCCGGCCCGCGCCGGCCCUGGCAGCGCGGCAGCGCGUGUCUCGUGAAGCAUAGCGACGUCGCCUCCAUGCCCGAGUACAUCCCUGUGUGUAGAGCUGUUAUUGAGCUGGGUCACAGCGGCAAAUGGCCAGGCGAAAUCCACGCCUUCCGUUGCCUCAAAGCUGCCUUCCACCUUCAGAUCGCCGAGAGACUAGCUACCCAAUACUCUCUCCCUACCCAAGCUUACCCAACCCAUAUCGACGUACUCAAAGACGGCCUGGUCUUCCGACUAGAGAUUGGACAUCCGAAAGAGAUAACUCUUCUUAAGAGGGAGUUGGAGAAUGGAGUUGUGAAGUUCAGGGAGAGUGAAGAGAGCGUUAAGUUGCAGUGUGAUACUGUGCUUAUGCCGCGGUUGAGAGGGGCCUUGCAUGGGCUACACCAAAAACACCCCUCCUUCGGUCCAACAGCCUGCCUGUUCAAGCGCUGGCUAUCCGCCCACCUCCUUCACCCCCACUUCCCUCCCACGGUUGCCGAGCUGAUGGUUGCCGCAGUAUACCUCCACCCGCAGCCCACGCAACCACCAGCGGAGCCCACUGUUGGACUGGUGAGGGUGUUGAAUCUGCUGGUGAACUUUGAUUGGGCUAGGGAUAUGAUCGUGCUGGAUUUCAAUGAGGAUAUGUCUCGCGAAGAAAUUUCCCAAAUAGAACAGAAAUUCGCUGCCAACCCCGACAGUGCACCUUGCGUCCGCAUAGUGACGGCAUACGAUGGCACCUUGCCCUCUGUGUGGAGCAAUAGUGCACCUUCUAAGCAGGUGCUAGCCCGGGCCAGGCUGCUGGCUAACAGUGCACUACAGUAUAUGGACCAAGCCAUGCUACAAGAAUAUAAGGAUAAUAUAUUGGGCAUGUUCAUCCCAUCCCUGUCCGGCUACAACGUACUCAUCCACCUCCAUCCCGCCCUCGUGGCGUACAGCGGCGAGCGCGUGGACAGCAGCCCGGCGCUGCGGCGGCUCGCCGGCGCCGGGCACGUCAUACCCGUCACGCACUUCCAGCCUGUCGCUAUGUACUUGCAGGAGUUGACGAGUGCAUACGGUGAUUUUGCGUUGUUCUUCCACGACACAUACGGCGGUGAAGUUAUUGCCGUCUUGUGGAAACCUGACAUCAAUGAUGAUAGGGAAUUCCAGUUGACAAACGCGAAUGCCCUCAAACCAGUGACAGUGAACGGAGAGACAAAAUACAGAGUGAACAUUGAAGCGUUAAUAGAAGACUUCAGAAUAUUGGGAGAAGGCCUCGUUAAAGAUAUUACUGUAAAUUGAAGGUUAUUGACAUAGUAAUAAAGUUUAUUUUAAGAAUUAA